Messenger RNA from Talaromyces rugulosus, 1098 nucleotides. RefSeq lists its product as uncharacterized. The transcript is spliced from 2 exons. The record is from RefSeq and is a predicted model, not a curated record. Gene Ontology annotation, molecular function: hydrolase activity. Lineage: Eukaryota; Fungi; Ascomycota; Eurotiomycetes; Eurotiales; Trichocomaceae. The coding region runs from base 1 to 1098 and encodes 365 amino acids.
AUGGCCAUCCCAAUUGUCGACUCGCACGUGCAUCUCUGGCCGCAAGCCCACUUGCCAACCAUCGCCUGGCACUCGGACGACAACCCUCUGGGCGCGCAGUACUCUGUCGACGAAUACCACUCUGCCACAAACCACUUGCCAUUGACAUUUUCCUCUCCCGGAUCAGCAUCCGCAUCGACAUACCUGCGCGGCUUCAUCUACAUCGAAGUCGACCGCAUCUCAUCCACCGAUGAGGCCGGGGAGCAAGGAUGGAGACAUGUCCUGGAUGAAGUCUCGUAUGUAACGCGCAUCGCCACCGGGAAUCCGGUCUUGGGCGAGGGCCACUCGGCCUCGCAGCGUGAGCCUUUGCUAGCGUUUGUACCCUGGGCGCCGAUCCCCCAGGGCCCCGCGGCACUGGAGCGAUAUAUGACCCUUGUCCGAGAGCGCACGCUGGCGGACGAGGUUUGGUUGAAAGUGCGCGGCGUGCGGUAUCUGGUGCAGGACAAGUCGGUGGGGACGAUGCUGACGCAGGAUUUUGUCGAUAGUUUGAAAUGGCUAGGAAAGCAAAAGCUGGCUUUUGAUCUGGGCGUUGAUGCGAGACAGGGAGGGCUCGCGCAACUGAGAGAGGCAGUGUCGAUGAUGCGUCGGGUUUAUGCUGGUGUGGAUGAGCGGGAGCAGGUAGUUAUUAUAAUCAACCACCUGUGCAAACCGCACCUGCACAUCCCCCCAUCCGACACUGUCCAAGGACACCCCCAGUUCGUCGAGUGGAAACGACUCAUCGUCACCAUGGCCUCUGAGCCAGCCACAUACAUGAAGCUGUCGGGCCUCUUCUCAGAACUGCCGCCGACGCUGUCCGACGCCCAGACCAACGAUCUCGUGGAGCAUAUGCUGCCCUGGCUCAACGUUGUGUUUGAUAGCUUCAAACCGCAUCGUAUUAUGUUUGGUUCUGACUGGCCCGUCUGUAACCUGGGCGGAGGCGGUGCUGGCUCUUGGGCUAAGUGGAAAGCUGUGGUUGAGUGUAUACUCGAUAAGCGUGGGUUGACAGAAGACGAAAGGACGGCUAUAUGGGGAGGGACUGCGGCGAAGGCAUAUGGGUUGGAUUUAGCUGGGCAUAACUGA